This is a messenger RNA of Scheffersomyces amazonensis, 1462 nucleotides long. Its product is annotated as DNA-3-methyladenine glycosylase II. The transcript has a single exon. The record is from RefSeq and is a predicted model, not a curated record. Gene Ontology annotation, molecular function: DNA-7-methylguanine glycosylase activity; DNA-3-methyladenine glycosylase activity; alkylated DNA binding. Gene Ontology annotation, cellular component: nucleus; protein-DNA complex. NCBI's taxonomy places the organism in Eukaryota, Fungi, Ascomycota, Pichiomycetes, Serinales, Debaryomycetaceae. Gene Ontology annotation, biological process: base-excision repair, AP site formation; DNA alkylation repair; base-excision repair. The coding region runs from base 382 to 1416 and encodes 344 amino acids.
AUUUUGUGAAGAGUUCAUUGAACAAAUUGCAAAUUAUUAAUAAAUCUCUUUUCCCUUUUUUUUAUAAUUACUGUACAAUUAUUCAGUGAACACUAAAGGAAUUAACCGGUGAGUAUAUUUGCUUGGUAAUUGAAUUUGUGAUUGUUGUUGGACGUAAUUGUAAUUAGAGUCUUUCAAGUUAAAGAAACGAUUAGUAAGAUUUCAUUAUAGAAAUAUCGCAUUUAAUAAGUAGAAAGUUAAAAGCGAGUUCAAGAAAGCUAUUCAAAACUGUUUGGUGCUGCUGGUUUAACAUUAAGAAGAUUGUAUUUACCAUCUUCAAAGCUCUCUUUGGUAUUAAAACGCGUUAGUAUACCCGAUACUAAUUUUGAAACACGUCUGAUUAUGGUAGCUGUAACUAGAUCAAGGACUACUAAAGUAGAAGUUAAGUCAAUUUUAGAGACAGAUGAUAAGAUAGUUGUUAAAAAGGUCACCAAGAAGACUACUAGUACCAAGAAGAAGGAUUCAACCCCCGCUUCACCAAAAAAGAAGGUUAAAGUCGAUAUAGAAGACGUUUUGUCUCAAAAGAUCGUCAUUCCCGAAGACUUGAAACUUCCAAAGGACUUUAUUGAUUUCCAUACUCCCGAAUUUAUUGAGGGAGUCAACUUCCUUCUUGAACAAGAUAGAUCUCUUUAUCCACUUAUUGUUCACGCUCCAUUCCGUCAGUAUGCCAAGGAAAAUGAUAGCCGAAACACCUAUACUAUUAAAAAGGUAGAAGGUGACCAGAUUAAUCAAUAUUGGUAUUCAUUAGUCAGCAGUGUUAUUAGUCAACAGAUCAGUGGAGGAGCUGCUAGAUCAAUUGAAAAUAAAUUCCGUAACUUAUUUGAAGAAGCCGGUGAAGAACUUGUACCAGCCAAUGUUUUAACGAAAUCCGAUGAGCAAUUAAGAGGGGUUGGCUUUUCCUUUCAAAAAAUCAAAUAUGUUAAACAUAUAAGUGAAGUCUUUAGUGAUCCAACUGCUAAUUUAAGUCAGUUGAAAUUUUAUCAGGAGACACCAUUAGAAGAAAUCGUUCAAGAAUUGAUUCGUUUGAAGGGUAUUGGAGCAUGGUCUGCUAAAAUGUUCGCUAUUUUCACCUUACGUGAAAUGGAUGUUUUUGCUCAUGAUGAUUUAGGAAUUGCAAGGGGUAUGUCCAAAUACUUAUUGCGCCGUCCUGAAUUAUAUGCUGAGGUUAAAAAACAUGUUGAUUCAGAUGAAGAUUUGAAAGGCUUAUUGAAGAAGAAGUCGUUAUUUGCAAAUAAAAGUGAUUCGAAACGUGAUUGGAAUCCUUACCAUGAUGUAUAUGUUAAGCAUACAGCUGAAAAAUUUAGUCCUUAUAGGUCCAUUUUUAUGUUUGUAUUAUGGAGGUUAAGUUCUACAAAUGUCGAUGUAUUAUUUACUUAGUUAAUAGAAUUGACAUCAUUGUUAUAGAAUCAUUAAGAGAAGGAGA